Messenger RNA from Ascochyta rabiei, 807 nucleotides. RefSeq lists its product as uncharacterized. The coding region runs from base 1 to 807 and encodes 268 amino acids. Lineage: Eukaryota; Fungi; Ascomycota; Dothideomycetes; Pleosporales; Didymellaceae. The transcript has 2 exons. The record is from RefSeq and is a predicted model, not a curated record.
AUGAGCUUGCACGCCUUGUACAACGUGCUGACAAUACUUCUUCACCGACCUUUUGUGACCGACGGGCACCUCUACAACACUUCACGCGCUACCUCCGUAAGCUCAUUCAAAAUAUGUGCGACAGCUGCAGAUAACAUCGUUGAGCUCCUGCGCGCGUACGACAAAGCUUUCAGCGUACGAAAAGCCCCGUACCUAAUCUCAUACGCUACCUAUGUAGCAGCGACGAUACACGCGCGCAUUGCUGCAAAACGAGGAGCCGAUUCCCACGCUCAUGGGAAUCUUGUGGCGUGCUUGGGCGUAUUUCGUGAGAACCAAGAGACAAAUUGGGCUGUACGGCGUGCAAAUGCAGUCGUCCAAAAUCUUAUGAAAAGAUUAGGUCUGGACGUUCCUGAUUUCACCAACGUUGACGGAAUCAACGCAGCAACCCACUGCAGCACAGACAGCUUUUCAAGCCAAUCGAUUGAACAAGAAGAGAGUAUCCAAACCCCCGAUAUCGAUGGCAUCCUCGAAAGCUUCGUCCGCGAGCAGGAAGACGCCCGACUACUGCAAGCGUCACCACAAGCCCGUAAAUCAGCUAACGGCAUAACUGCAGCAGUUUUGGUGCAAACACGUGGUCCUCUUUUGAAGACUUCUGGUGUAUAUACUGAUGAGCAAAUCCCAAUUCCUGUGCAGGACCAUUGUUGUGUAGGUCUACAGAGUCAGUAUUCGCAGGCUGCGGAAGCUUCUAUGCCAGUGGACGACCUACUUUACGGUCUUAAUGGGUCUGCUCUGGAUAACUUUACCUUCUUAGACUGGGAGUCUAUGUGA